This is a messenger RNA of Jaculus jaculus (lesser Egyptian jerboa), 1451 nucleotides long. It is a transcript of the gene Eef1akmt2, whose product is annotated as EEF1A lysine methyltransferase 2. Gene Ontology annotation, biological process: peptidyl-lysine dimethylation; peptidyl-lysine monomethylation. The coding region runs from base 1 to 837 and encodes 278 amino acids. The record is from RefSeq and is a predicted model, not a curated record. The transcript has 6 exons. Gene Ontology annotation, cellular component: cytoplasm. NCBI's taxonomy places the organism in Eukaryota, Metazoa, Chordata, Mammalia, Rodentia, Dipodidae. Gene Ontology annotation, molecular function: protein-lysine N-methyltransferase activity.
AUGAGCGCGGGCGCCGACGGCGGCGGCGGCGCUGUGGCCGCGGAGCGGGCUCGGCCGGGCGGCUCGCCCGAGGAUGGCUUCGUGCCGUCGGCGCUGGGCACCCGAGAGCAUUGGGAUGCAGUCUAUGAGAGAGAACUGCAAACAUUCCAAGAAUAUGGCGAUACAGGAGAAAUCUGGUUUGGAGAAGAGAGUAUGAACCGGCUAAUACGGUGGAUGCAGAAACAUAAAAUUCCAUUGGAUUCUUCAGUGCUUGAUAUUGGAACUGGAAAUGGUGUUUUCCUGGUUGAACUUGCAAAAUUUGGUUUCUCUAAUAUAACUGGAAUCGAUUACUCUCCUUCUGCAAUUCAGCUCUCUGGAAGUAUUUUAAAGAAAGAAGGGUUAUCUAACAUUAAGUUGAAGGUUGAAGACUUUUUGAAUCCUUCCCCAGAGCUGUCUGGAUUUCAUAUCUGUAUUGACAAAGGAACUUUUGAUGCCAUAAGUCUUAAUCCUGACAAUGCAGUUGAGAAGAGGAGGCAGUAUGUGACAUCUCUCUCUGAGGUGUUGAAAAUAAAAGGCUUUUUUCUAAUAACUUCAUGUAAUUGGACGAAGGAAGAGUUGCUAACUGAGUUCAGUGAAGAUCUGUUGAGGCCCCCAUCAAGUCUUUCCCUCUUCCUGCAGCUUGACAGUUUUAAUAAAUGCUCAGAGUUACACUGUGUAGAGCGAGUUCCAUUCCUGGUUUUUAAAUACAGGUGUUCCCUCUUACCCCUGGAGCCAGCCGACAAAAACACAUUUGUGUCUUUGGUAAUGAGGAACAGACUUCAGCCUGGUAUACUGUGCUUAAAAUGUGCUUGUGUCUGAGAACCAUUGAGUAAAUUCUCUGUAUUCACUUUUAGAACUAAGUAGAGAAUUAAAAGAAACAAAAUGUUAUAAUAGUAAGUGCUAGGGAAGUAUUACAAACCAUGGAAAACAUUUUUGGGAGAUACUGAGUGGCUUAGAAAAUGGAUUUGGAGUUAGACACAGAAUAGCAACAGAGUACCCAGCCACGUAUCACUGCCGAAGGCUUCUCUACUCUCUCCUUAGAUUGUCUGCUGCAUUAUUAUUACAUAUUAAAGGAUAGAUCUCUUUGGCUGGGGAGAUGGCUUAGUGGUUGAAGACACUUGCUUUCAAGACUGCCAACCCAGGUUCCAACCUCCUCAGCAAAAAGCUGGACACAAAGUAGAACACACACCUAUAGUCUCAAUGCAGCAAAGGUGCACGGAAUCUAGGGAAUCUGGAAGUAGUGGCAAAACAAUGGUCCCUGAGCCCUGGAGGGUGUGAGAGAUGUCUCACUUGAUGUUGAACACCCCACUGUUGCUUAGCACUUUGGACAUUUUUGAGUCACCCUAAUAGUUACUGCCAUCUGAAAAAGAGAUGCUUCAGUAACCAGAAGUGGGGCUGGAGGGAUGGCUUAGAGGUUAAGGUACUUGCUUGCA